UGUUCAUUGACUACCACAGGUCGCUCAGGAGCAGCCUUAGGUGUUUCCCAUUACUCUAACAGGCUUGAUUACGAGCACUAAAGAUAGUUGUUUUAGAUUUGCACAAGAACAACAAACUGGAGUACGAUUACGAGGGACACGAGUAGAGGGACGUCACAAAAACUACCCAUGGUGUUUGACAAGGACACGAACAGGCUAGAUGCAGUGAGCCACGACUGUAUGAUCUAGCAGUAGAAAUGUGCGCAUGUGUGAAGAAAAUAGUGAGAUGGAUUUGAAUCUAAUGGAAACAGCCGGUUUAGUGAAGGUGUAGCUGCUGCAGCUAGAGCAACGCUAGUUCCAGCAAAAGCAACUGGAAGCGGCCAAACGGCUUGCGCGGCCAAAGGACGAGGGUGUGCCAGGGCUAUCGGACACACAGACCUAUGCCUGACUGCCUGUCCGCUGCCUGAAGAGCGUGCCGACGGAUGUUUGAUUUGGAGUCCGCCGCCAUGAUAGAGGCCGCGCCCUGAGCCUAAGCCCCGGUUUCCGGGUUGGCUACUGCAUGUGUCGUCAGUCGGAGCAGCUGAGUAAAGCUGCUGAAACGGCUGAAGUUGGCCCGGGGCGGAUAGCAGGCAUCGCCGAUAGCCCGGUGACCUUAUUGUAUAUGGUUUUGUUUAGUGUCCCAUACUAACGACGCCUGGCAGGUGUGCCGAAAAUCACGUGCAUACCGUUGGCAAUAUGUUAUUGUCUUAGUAGUGCUGGACGACAACGCGCAAUAUUACAAAGGAAAGCUUGCAUCCAAUAGCGCGUUUUGUCUCGUGUCUUGUGUGUUUGCCGAAAGCCUUGUGGCGUGCUUGUGUGGGAUCCAGGAGGCCAAUCUAUAUCGUCCAGUGAUUAUUCAGUUAUCGUAUCGGGAAUCAACGAUGUCUUUCCUCGCCCUCGAUUCUUGCAGCGCCGCCGCUGCAUCCUGGCAGGAACGACGAGACCUUGUAUCGACGGGUGCGGGUGGUGGCGGCUUGGGCGCUGCUGCUCCUGGAGGCUUUGGAGCCCCGCGUCUUACCCCCACGUCGGAUUUCCAACCGCCUUAUUUUCCACCCCCGUAUAAUCCGUUGCCGCCUCAGCAGCAACUAGACUUUCAUGGAACUCAGGAUCCCUACGCGUCCCACCUGAACUCUUUACAUCAGAGUUCAGCUGUUGCACAACAAUACCAUCAAUUGCACCCGGCAGCCCAACGGACACACAAUGCUGCUACGGUGCUCACUGCCACGCCAGGACGGAGACCAGAAGACGACGCCGUGUUGUUGGGCGUAGGCAGCAUGGGCGGUCCCGCGGGAGGCCUUGCAUACGAUGGCAGAAGAGCCGACUCCAGUUACCACCGGAUGGACCAGCAUGACCUACUAGCAGGAAUUCACCAACAAAUGGACGACGGCCAAGCGUCCACGUGCUCCUCUGAUAAUGACAACGGAAACGGCAAUGACUUCAUGGAGGGUGCUAGCGUGGAUGACGGCAUCUUCGGUGAUCAUGGCGUAAUACGAAAAGGCCUUCAUGGAGGAAAAGAUGGCAUGAUGACGAGUGGUGGAGCUGGCAUGCUUCCCGGUCAGGUAACGUCGACGGACGUUUUCUGUUCAGUGCCGGGUCGACUGUCGCUCCUGAGCUCCACGUCCAAGUACAAGGUGACCAUCGGGGAAGUACAGAGAAGACUCUCGCCCCCCGAAUGUCUCAACGCGUCCCUGCUCGGUGGAGUCCUCAGGCGAGCCAAGUCAAAAAAUGGAGGACGGUCCCUCCGUGAGAAGCUGGAAAAAAUCGGCCUCAAUCUGCCCGCCGGAAGGAGGAAGGCCGCUAAUGUCACACUACUCACGUCGCUCGUAGAAGGCGAGGCAAUUCACCUAGCCAGGGAUUUCGGCUAUGUCUGCGAGACCGAAUUUCCGUCUCGACAGGUUGCCGAAUAUCUUAGCCGGAACGCAAUACAAGCCGGCGACCCACAGGACGUGUAUCGACGCAAAGAGUUGUUGCUUGCUACGAAAAGCAUGAUCCAAGAAUUUAUGGAUCUUCUUAAUCAAGAUCGGACACCUCUGUGCAACACUCGGCCGCAGGUGGUUCUUGAGCCAAAUAUUCAACGGCACCUUACGCAUUUUGCGCUCAUCACGCAUGGCUUCGGGUCGCCGGCCGUAGUGGCUGCCUGUACCGCCAUGCAAAACUGCAUUAACGAGUCGCUCAAGUACCUCGACAAACAUCUCAGUGGAAGUUACACCCCCGUAUCAUCUGUUCCACCUGGUGUCACCGGUGUGACAGGGGUCCCGACCGGUGUUCCUAACGGGGUAUCGGGAGUACCUAAUCCGCUGCUAAACGUUCCCCCUCAAGUCGAUCCCAAGAAGGAGGAUGACAAGAAGUGAACGACGAAAAAUCACAACGACUGCUCUACCCCUACUUUUAACUGUCAUAUGUCAUCCUAUUUUGAAAAGCCUUACUCAUUAUCUAGUGAAUUGAAGUAAAGAUCGCCAUUUUGUGAAGGUUUUGCUGAACUAUCAGCUCCUUUCUCCGAUGUUAAAUCAAGCUAAUUGCAAUAUAUGAGCUGUGACGAAAGCUAAUGGAAUGAAUCUAUGAUAUUUACGCAUUAACCAUUAAGAGUUGUUUUUACCUAUGAGGGAUCGGUUAUUUCGUGCAAGCCAGUAAACGCUGUAUUUUAAUAUCCCUACAUUCGAACCCUUUGAGUACCAUCCACCUAAAACACUUGUCUGUUUUGCUCAUCUAUUUGAUCCAGUUUAAAAUGCACGCUCGCGUAUUCAAGUGAGUCGGUGCAUUCCAAAACGCGGCAAUCAAUCUAAUCGGAGCCACUUUAUGUCAGACCUUUUUCCUAGGCGACGACGACUUGAUAAAGUUAAUGUAGGGCAGUGCGAUUUGUCGACUGACAGAUCUGACGGAUCGCAACUGACCUUGAGCCAACAACUCUACACAAUUGCAUUAUGAAAACACGAGCAGUGUAACUGUGUCAACCUAAACAAAAUGCAAAAAUGGCUGUUAGGAACACACACACACACAGGCUGUGGUAACGAAGGCACGAAGCAGAUAGACACAACACUAUGGAUCACAACCACGGCCCCUAACAUAGAGCCCUUUCAAACUAUCUAGUUGUAUAAAUAUGUGUAACAAUUGUGUUGCUAUAUAUAAAUAAAUCUAUAUACAUAUACAUAUUGGAUGUGAAAGAGAGUGAGAAUAUGAUUCGUGUGAGAAGUAAAUACAGAGAAAAGACAUUAAUAUAUUCGAGCGCUGAGAUAAACAUGGCGACGGAGAAACAUACAGACGACGCGAGUAAUAUAAAUACUAGUUGUAAUAUUAGGGUAUAUUAUAGCAACUAAUACUGCAAGAAGGCGGAACAUAUAAUGUACUAUAGUGAAUACCGGCAGAGCGAGGCGAAAUCGCACGACUAGCCGGAACUCAUUGUAUACAACACAACAGACCAGAGCAAUGUAAAACCGAUAGCAGCAGCAGCAGCAACAAAACUCAAUUUUUCUGCCCCUCGAACUCACCGUAACAGUAUCCAGAGGGACAUAUUCACCUCGACAGAAGUGGCCAGUAGCUGAAUUUGCUCGAAGAAAUGGACAAUGUGAUCAGAGAAUUUUUCUGGAUUUUAUAUACAGAAUGUUAAAAACUCUCCACCAAAACCAUAACUACAGGGAAAACGCGAUGACCUUGAUUUGUGUGAGCUUCGACAUCAGCGUACUCACUAACGAAGUUGUACCGAGUUGUCCAAUGUGAACCAAUAAAGCAAGACUUUUGACCUCUCUCCCGUUAGGUGUUUAGACGAGGCAGGACCUCGCCAUAAUAGUUACUAGCAUUAUCGUAUGAUCCGGAAGAUGCAAACGUCUCACUAUGUCUAUAGUGAUUGAUUAGUGGUCGACUGUAUAGGAAUACAGUAUGCGAGAGCCAAAGCCAGCCGGAACGAAGUUUGAUUAUCAUUAUGAAAUGAAGCCUGUAUUAUCGUUCAGUCAAGAAAGCCUGAUUAUGAAAAGCGUCAUCACAUGUCGGCGUUUUAUGAAUGCUUUGCAUUGAUCACAUCUUAUUCCGUCAGCAUCUGCCGAGCAGGAGAUCAGGUGAACGUAAAUAGCAUUGGCAGAUAUGCUAGAAUGUAUAGUUAAUAUUGCUACUAAAGAUUCUUUGGUGUAUCAUUCAAGUGAAUGGUGUUAGUAGAGGAAACUAGAACAAUAUGUAAUAAGUGAUGCAAUGUAAGUCACACAGUAGGCCCUCUCAAAGUCUAUCUGAGCGGAACUCCAGCACUUGUGAGUUUGUCUUUCCCUUUGAAGGCAAACGAAAUCCCUCAGAUUUAUUUAUUUGACGGUUUGUUCCCUUUUCCUGACUAUGUCCCCUUUGCCCUCCAGGACGGCGGUGGUAUCUCGUUAAACGCACUACGACACUCAAUACUCAUUGCCCAUUGUACAUACUGAUAUAAAAAAUAUUAAUAAUAAUAUAAUAAUAAUUAUUAUUAUAAGAUAUAUAGCCUCGAGGUCGCCUUAAAAUCGGCCUGAGGCACCCCUGUGGGAGGCAGAACUUGAGCAGUAUGUUUGUGGGCCGCAAGGCUCUAUAAUUAUCAGAGUGACUUCGAUUCCGGCCUGGGAAAUCGGCUAUACUCAAACUCAGAAACAACAUGCACCUCCUCCCAUUAGCUUAUGUUUAAAUAAUAUUAUUGCUAUAUACAACAUUAUAUUAUUUCUCAUUUUCGUGUUUUAUUUUAUGGUACUUAUUAUAAUGAUAUUAUUCAACCUUCUUGAAUUAUGGUUGUUUCUUUAGUGCUAACAAUAUUUAUCCCAUUCUGUAAUAAUAUCCCUAUUUUGUGCCGACAUUUCAGCGUCAACAUACGUGCACAUGCUAGACAAAAUUGUGGUGAAGUUAUUUGCGACCACGUGGUUUCUAAUUAAAAAAUUAUGUUCCUUUAUAGGCCAACCUGAUAUGCAGAGAGAUGUUAGCACUGGAGCAAGCCAGUUUGCGUUUGUUAGGGUCUUUCAGUGUAUUUUGUCCUCACCAUGGCAGGUGAAUGAUGUAUAGACUAGAAGAAAAACAUAAUGACGAUAAUAAAUAUAACAACAAUGGCUGCAAGAACAACAGAAGAAAAAAUAAAAUGUUUCUAUCAAAUAUCCAUCCGAUGUUAUUACUGACGUAACACCUUGUUUUGCAUAGUAAUUAUAUAACGUUAAAAUAUCGACAAACGUGUCAUGAUUUGCAGUCACUUAUUGAAAAUAAUAAAUUCGCAUGCCUUAUACAACUACCAAACAAUAAGUUAUGCUAUUAUUAAUCACAUGGCCUUAAGAAACUCUCAACAUAAAGAUUGUUUGAAACAGUUUGAUUCAAUUCCCUAAGUUAUAUUGCCGUGACUUAAUUCUUCCCACCCAGUCAAAUAACGUGUUUUUAUUUGAAGGCACAGUUAGAGUUUUUUUUGUUUAAUAGCACUUGUUUGCAUUUUCCCCUGAAAUCGAAAACCCGAACAGAGCAUAUUAACCUAUCGCCUUGUAUAUCAUAAAUGUCAGGUUGAGAAAAAAUCUUCCGCUGGAGCCGAUAGAUGGCGUUAGCGUCAGGUCAGCUAAUCGUAUCGAACUGAAACUUCCCAGCAUGGUUGUUUGAAAAACAAACCUAUUACACGUGGGCCUAGUGUGAAGUU
Varroa destructor (honeybee mite) is the source of this 5626-nucleotide messenger RNA. It is a transcript of the gene TfAP-2, whose product is annotated as transcription factor AP-2. Gene Ontology annotation, cellular component: nucleus. Gene Ontology annotation, molecular function: DNA-binding transcription factor activity, RNA polymerase II-specific; RNA polymerase II transcription regulatory region sequence-specific DNA binding. The record is from RefSeq and is a predicted model, not a curated record. Gene Ontology annotation, biological process: regulation of cell population proliferation; anatomical structure development; regulation of transcription by RNA polymerase II. NCBI's taxonomy places the organism in Eukaryota, Metazoa, Arthropoda, Arachnida, Mesostigmata, Varroidae.